Messenger RNA from Drosophila erecta, 5465 nucleotides. It is a transcript of the gene Nna1, whose product is annotated as cytosolic carboxypeptidase Nna1. Gene Ontology annotation, biological process: proteolysis. Gene Ontology annotation, molecular function: zinc ion binding; metallocarboxypeptidase activity. The record is from RefSeq and is a predicted model, not a curated record. The transcript is spliced from 16 exons. Bases 168 to 5327 code for a protein of 1719 amino acids. NCBI's taxonomy places the organism in Eukaryota, Metazoa, Arthropoda, Insecta, Diptera, Drosophilidae.
CAGUUGCGCUAGCAGCUGAGCUGAGCUUGGCUGGGCGAAGAAGAGGAGAGCGACUCCGAGAUAAACCGUUAGUUGAACUGGACAGGCACGCGCGCGCUUUGAUCUGUGUUCUUGAGUGCAGUGUGUUCUUCGCUAUUCGAUUUUUUGUUUAAGUGCAUCCAGCCAAGAUGGCGGAGCGAGAGAGGGAGGCAAUGUCCGCCUCUCUGAGCCGCCUGCUGAGAACCUUGAGCUCGGCUUCGAUGAGCAGACGCCACUGCCCCCUCGCUCUCCUGCAGCCUCUGCCCGUGCACCAGAGCGAGAUGGCGCUGGGGAGCGGGGGGAGCGCCGGCAGCGGGGCGAGUGCGGAGAGAUGCUGCAGCAGUUGCAGCGAUGAUAGCAACAACAAUGACCGCUGCAAGAGCGCCGAGAGAGGGACAGCAGCAGAGGUGGAAGAGGAAGAGGGUGUCGAGCUGGAGCCCAAGGAGGAUGCGGAAAAGGGAGAGAGAGAUGAGCUGGAGCUCAAACGAGAUAGCAGUACCGUUAACGUCAAUGUGGUGAGAGCCAACUUCAAAUGCAAUGACAUGGAAUGCUCUCUAGUCCUGGGCGACUAUGUGAAUGGCUUCCUUGGCAGUUUCCUAUCGAAGGGCCUGAAGACCAAUCAGCUGGUUGUGAAUACGGAUGAGAAGACCCUGCGACCAGUUGCACGUCUGAAGGAACCGCGCGAUCUCUUCGCCCUGCCGAAGGACAAGGACAAUGACUGCUCACAGCAGGCCCCCAGAUGGCCGGUGGAAUGCCAGGUCAUCGAGGAGCGCAUCACACACAUUCCGUACGUGCCCGCUGUUCCGGAGCCGCUCAAUGCUCCGACGGGAAACGAGCUGAAACCGCGUCCCGUGGGCGAGGAGAACGGCAUUGUGGUGUUCAGCUACAGUCCCAUCAGCGCCGUGAACUAUGAAAAGCCCAAGGCGAAGAAGGAGGACGAUGAGUCCAGCGACGAGUCGGACUAUUCAUCGGACUCCCACCAGGAUUCGACGCCUCCGAGCCGGUCCACGCCCAUGCGGCUGGCGGGCGGCGGUGGCUGUGCCCCUGGAAAAUUGAGCAGCGUGUCCAAGAUGAUCAACAAUGUGGACAAUCGGUCCACCAGUGCGUCGCUAGACGACAACGAUGACUAUUACGAUGACGAAUACGACACCUCUGGCGGUUAUUGUGGCGGAAGUGGCGAGGCCAAGGAGAAGGCAAUCAUCAAGGAUCUCAUCGAGGCGAAGAAGAAGCGCUACCAGGAGGAGGAGACGGUCACACCCGCAGGUGGUGGUACCGCCAGCCGUUCGGAGGCCAGCAAAGAUCCCAGCGAUAUCGACGAUAUCUGGAAGAACAACACCAGCGAAUAUAAGCCCGCCUCGCCGCGCUAUGUGCUCAGUCAGUUCGGGAAGAAUGUGGCCAAGGCGAUGAUCGACCGGAUCGUGGAUCACAAGGAUCUGGUCCCGGCAUCGGGAUCUCAAAAGUUCAGCCGUUCGGCCGUCGGUGGUGCCCGCUUCAUGACCAAUUGCCAUCCCAUGAAUCCGGAGGAGUACGAUGGACUGGAGUUUGAAUCGCGCUUCGAGAGCGGCAACCUAGCCAAGGCGGUCCAAAUCACGCCCACCUACUACGAGCUCUACCUGCGACCCGAUCUCUACACCAGCCGGUCCAAGCAGUGGUUCUACUUCCGUGUGCGGCGCACCAGGCGCAAGAUGCUCUACCGCUUCUCCAUUGUCAAUCUGGUCAAGUCGGAUAGUCUCUACAACGACGGUAUGCAGCCGGUCAUGUACUCCACGCUGGGCGCCAAGGAGAAGAGCGAAGGCUGGCGGAGAUGCGGCGAUAACAUUUGCUACUAUCGGAACGAUGAUGAAAGUGCCAGCAACAGCGCCAACGAGGACGACGAGGACAACUCCACGUACACGCUGACCUUCACCAUUGAGUUUGAGCACGACGACGAUACGGUGUUCUUCGCGCACAGCUAUCCGUACACCUAUAGCGACCUGCAGGACUACCUCAUGGAGAUCCAGCGCCAUCCGGUCAAGUCAAAGUUCUGCAAGCUGCGCCUGCUCUGCCGCACCUUGGCUGGCAAUAAUGUCUACUACCUGACGGUGACGGCGCCCUCCUCCAACGAGGAGAACAUGCGGCGCAAGAAAUCGAUUGUGGUGUCGGCACGUGUGCAUCCCAGCGAGACGCCAGCCUCGUGGAUGAUGAAGGGCCUGAUGGACUUCAUCACUGGGGACACCACAGUGGCCAAGCGGCUGCGGCACAAGUUCAUUUUCAAAUUGGUGCCCAUGCUGAAUCCGGACGGAGUCAUUGUGGGCAACACACGCAACUCGCUGACCGGCAAGGACCUCAACCGCCAGUACCGAACGGUAAUACGCGAGACAUAUCCAUCCAUUUGGUAUACCAAAGCCAUGAUUAGAAGACUGAUUGAGGAAUGCGGCGUGGCCAUGUACUGUGAUAUGCACGCCCACUCACGAAAGCACAACAUAUUCAUAUAUGGCUGUGAGAACAAGCGCAACCCGGAGAAGAAGCUAACCGAGCAGGUCUUUCCGCUGAUGCUGCACAAGAACAGCGCCGAUCGGUUCUCCUUCGAGAGCUGCAAGUUCAAGAUCCAGCGCAGUAAGGAGGGCACCGGACGCAUCGUGGUCUGGAUGCUGGGCAUCACCAACAGCUACACGAUCGAGGCCUCCUUUGGCGGCUCCUCGCUUGGAUCGCGCAAGGGGACGCACUUCAACACGCAGGAUUACGAGCACAUGGGACGAGCAUUUUGUGAGACACUUCUGGACUACUGCGAUGAGAAUCCGAACAAAGACAGGUUACGAUCCAAAAUUAUCGAAAGACUGAUGCGAGAAGGCUCCAGUGCCGACGAGCCAUUGAAUAUCCCUCUGUCGGAUUACUCAAGCGACGAGGGCAACUGCAGCUCCAGUUCGGAUAAUGAGGGCAAGCACUCGAUAACGGCGUCCGAUCUGGAGGGACCAUGUUGUGCUCCCACCCGAGCACCGCCUAGUUCGCCUGAGGUCAUACACGAAAUUCGCAAGUUUCGCAUGCGACGCAUGCGCAAGGUGAUGCACGAACUGGACAGGAUCUACUUUACGCCCCUGUUCCAGCGGAAAUUCAAAACCCUAACGACCUUGAAGAGGAGGCGUCAGAAAAUGGGUGUCAAGGCGGCACCACCAAAUGGGAAACGCCUUCGCGGAGGUGGUGGGCCUGCCGUUGGUGUUGGCAUAACCAUGCCAGCCUCAGCCGUCCCAGCGGGCGGAUCCAUUGUGGAGACCAACGAUGGCCAGAAACAGCAUCCGCAUAGAGAAUUGGCCAGGAACUUGCCAUUCAGUAGUGCUCCGCCGAUUGGAGCCCACAGUUCGGACAGUACAGAUAGCAUGGAGUCCGCGCUAUCGGAAUCGCUACAGGAGUCGGAUUAUGUAAGCGCUAGCACCGUAACGAGCAAAGAGAUCACGAGAAAGGUGAAGACCACUGUUGGAGGCACCAAGAAGACGACCAAAAAGAAGAAGUUCAUGCCCACGGAGAAGAAGAAGCCGGUGGUCAAUCAGAAACUGCACGUUGAUCGCAAUUUCCGGCUGUGGCUGGCCAAUAGGCGCAUCUACAUCUAUCGUCGUAAGAAGUCCACGCAGGCGCGUCGCACUAAGGCAAGAAAUAAGCCGCAGAAGAAACGUGGCGAGGUGGUGCGCACCACUCUGGACCUGCCCACAACGGACCCGGGCUCGGAUCUGCACUUCUCCACCGACGACGAGGAGCACUCGCCGACGUCCGGACAAAAUGGUUACGGUGCAGUGGCUCCGCUCCGGCACACGCUGCUCCAGAGCGAUCUGCAGAGGCGGUACAUUGAGGAAAUUGGCGAUACGGUGGUGCAGAAACCAAAGGCGGCGCACAUGCCGCCGGAACUGAUUGUGACCACACCCUCGAAGAGCGGCACUCCGGGCGGUGGGAAGAAGAUGGAUGUCUACAAGCUGACGCCUCGAACUGCGCCAGAAUUGGACACGGGAAUUGGCGUGAUGCAACGGCAGGCCGGCGGAACAGCGACAUCCACCAGACGCACCUAUUCGUGGCACAAUCUCGAUCAGCAAGAGAUUCCCAAUGGCAACAGCGGCGGUCAGGGCAAGGCCAACUUUUACAUGGGCGAUUCCAAGCCAGCCAUUAAGGUGAUGACAAAACCGCCCCCCAGAAGGAGUGUCCCGAGCAACUUCAUUCCCCAGAGACAUGGCAAUGCGCAAACGGCCGAUGACCUGCAGCUCAAGCUAUCGCUGAAGAAGAAAGUCUGGACUGGUGCGCACGGGGAUGCCGAUGGUCGUCCAUUGGCCUGGUACAAGGGUCACUCGAUAACAGCAUCCCAAGUGACCAACACUACGACGACCAUACGAAGUGCAGGCGGUGGUGUUGGAGGAGGCGGAACUGGAGUGGGUGGAGGUGGAGGAGGUGGUCAGAACCGAAACAUUUUCACAUCCAGUGGCAGGGAGCAGACAGCUGCAUCCGGUGGCAUCGCCAUGGGCAUGCCACCCGCCUAUGUGGGAGCACCACGGAGACCCAGAAAACUGGAGCAAGUUGAUCUCUUCAAUGCCUGUUCCCAGAAGCUGCUGCUGUGGCAGCAACAGGAGGAGUACAAGCGCUCCCAUCUGCAACCGGCGCAGCGCCUAAUGAGGGUGGAGGAUCCUCCGCCACAUUCUAGGGAUCGGGACCAGCAAGCCUUCAAGCCCAUGCACGUGGUCAAAAAGUCAACGGGAACCAGCCAGACCAAAGUCAUCCAGGCUUUGGUGGCAGUCGAGUCCGGCGGAAAGGUGAAGCGCAAGACCAGCAGCAUGAUGAAGAUAGCGGAGACCACGCAGCUGGUGACUCGAUUCGCCCGGAGUCGCAACAGUGCCGGAGGAUCAACAGUACAGCAGCAGCAGCAGCAGCCACCACAGCAUAUGCACCACCAGCACCAGCGGAUGCUGUUCAAGGGCCAAGCUGGAGCGGGAGCUAUGGGCGCUCGGAUGCACUCUGCCGGCGUGAUGGGCCACAUGCAGGGCAAUGGCGGUGGACGUGCGCCCAAUAAGUUCAAGACCGGUGGUCUGGUGAUCACCGCCGUGCAGCAGCCGACCAAUAUGACCGGUGGAAGCUCCAGGCGGAUGAGAAAUGCAGCCGGAUUGCAGGCCAAGGGCAGCAAUGGCGCCUUGGGGUCAUCCUCCGGUCAAAUGCAGUACCAGCGAAGCAAUGGCAAUGUUCAGGCCAAUAAAUCCGUAACUGGCAUCUCCCUGGACACCGUGAAUCUGGUGCGGAAGGUGAAGACCAAGCUGAAGAAGCGCAAAUCCCGAACUUUGUCAACCGGAGCACCGAAAUAGUUGACAGCUAGGCGUAUUGACCACAUCCAGAAUCUGCGUCAGGUGCAUCGCCCAGUUUUUCGUUCAAAAUUUUAGUCAAAUUGAAUCUACUCCCGUCCGUUUUGUUACGUAAAAAAACAAUAAGAAAAUGAUUAGCAA